AUGGCCGAACAUACGUCACCAACCCUAGCGCCAGUCCCGCCCAUCCCCGCAGGAUACACCGUCCGCGGCGGCCUCCCGCCGGCCCAAGUGUAUCGGGACCUGCGAUCCGGAGCGGGCAUCAUCCCCGUGACGGACGAGCAGGCCGAAGCGGCAGUCAAGGGGACCUGGUAUGGGUGCCACAUUGUGCACACGUCGACGACCUCCUCGGAGGAGACCAUCGUCGGCAUGGGCGCCGUCAUCGCCAACGGCAGCUGGUACUUUCACAUCGUCGACGUCGCCAUCCUGCCUGACCACCAGCGCAAGGGGCUGGGAAAGUUGGUCAUCCACUCGCUCAUGGAAUACAUCUUGGCCAACAAGGCCGAGGGGAGACCGUUUAUUUGUCUCUCUGCGUCGGUCAAGGGGACUAGUCUGUAUCGGAAGUGUGCGUUUAUGGAUGGGGAGUAUUUUGGUGAGACUGGGAUGGUGUGGGAAGGGACGUAUCCCGAGAUAGUCAAGGAGGUGAAGGAGGCAGAGAAGGCCCGGUCUUGA
This is a messenger RNA of Pyricularia grisea, 528 nucleotides long. RefSeq lists its product as uncharacterized. The coding region runs from base 1 to 528 and encodes 175 amino acids. Gene Ontology annotation, molecular function: acyltransferase activity, transferring groups other than amino-acyl groups. The record is from RefSeq and is a predicted model, not a curated record. Lineage: Eukaryota; Fungi; Ascomycota; Sordariomycetes; Magnaporthales; Pyriculariaceae. The transcript has a single exon.